ACGUCUUCUUCUCUUACUCUCUCUUCUACUACUGCAAGUAUUAAACCCACCACUAAAAUCUUCUCCAAAUCAAAUUCCCCGCACCAAAUUCUCCGCACCAUUAAUGCCCCUCUAUCCCCUCCCCCUCCACCCGCUCGUGCUUGAAACCCUAACCCUAACCCUAGAUCCGUGAUGUCGGUGGUGGUGGUGAAGCUCCGAUUAACCUACUAAAUCCAUGGCGCUCUCCCCUCCCGCCGCCUCCUCCCUCCUCUUCCUCUCCUCCCGCCGCUGCUCUACUAGGGUUCGUAUCCCCAUCUUCGCCCUGCGAAACCCUACCCUGCGUAUCCGCUCCCCGCUCCCCAGACCCCAUGGAUCGCUCCGGCUCGACCGGACCCUCACCGCCGAGGAGGGCGAGACGAUGGGGGAAGGGUUCUUCGAGGCGAUCGAGGAGCUCGAGCGCAUGGUGCGCGACCCCUCUGACGUGCUCGGGGAGAUGAUCGAGCGGCUCUCGGCGCGGGAGCUGCAGCUGGUGCUCGUCUACUUCGCGCAGGAGGGGAGGGACUCGUACUGCGCCCUGGAGGUGUUCGAUUGGCUGCGGAAGGAGAACAGGGUCGACGGGGAGACGAUGGAGCUGAUGGUGUCGAUCGCGUGCGGCUGGAUCGAGCGGCUGGUGGGCGGCGACCACGCGGUGGGGGAGGUGGUGGCGCUGCUGAAUGAGAUCGAGUGCGUCGGGCUCGAGCCGGGGUUUAGCAUGGUGGAGAAAGUGGUGGCGUUGUAUUGGGAGAGGGGUAAGAAGGAUCGGGCGGUGGAGUUCGUGAAGGAGGUGAUGAGGAGAGGAGGAGUCGGAGGCUAUAAGGUUGGAGACGGCCGCGAGAAUGAGAAGGGAGGGCCCGUCGGUUAUCUCGCAUGGAAGAUGAUGGUAGAUGGAAACUACAGGGGUGCAGUCAAAUUAGUUAUCGAAUUCAAGCAGGGCGGGUUCAAACCCGAAGUGUAUAGUUACCUAAUUGGUUUAACAGCCUUGGUUAAGGAGCAAAAGGAGUUCUCAAAAGCUUUACGCAAGUUGAAUACCUCCGUCAAAGCGGGCCACAUCUCCAAACUAGAUGUUUCAACUCUGCAAAGCAUAGAAGAAUAUCAGUCGGAGCUAAUAAAAGAUGGAACUUCAAUGUCCGAUUGGGCACUGCAAGAAGGAAGCCCCAAACUUUCCGGACUCAUCCACGAGCGGCUCCUCGCUUUGUACACUUGUGCUGGUCGCGGUCUAGAAGCCGAAAGCCAAUUAUGGCUUAUGAAACUCUCGGGUAAGGAGCCCGACAAAGAGCUUUUUGACGCUGUGUUAGCCAUUUGUGCGUCUCAAAAAGAAGCCAGUUCGGUUCAGAGACUCCUUACGGGAGUGGAAUCCAUGAGUCCCAGCUUUAAAAAGAAGACGUUAUCGUGGCUUUUGCGGGGGUAUGUGAAGGGAGGGUUUUAUUUAGAUGCCUCAGCAACCCUAAUGCAAAUGCUCGAUUCGGGUAUAUGUCCCGAGUACUUGGAUAGAGCGGCCGUAUUGCAGGGACUACAAAAAAGUAUACAGGAAAGUGGGGAUAUUGAACCUUAUGUUAAGCUUUGCAAGCGGCUAUCAGAUAUGGAUCUGAUCGGGCCGUGUCUUGUGUAUUUGUACAUACAAAAGUAUAAGCUGUGGGUUAUAAAGAUGCUGUGAAGGAUUUCCUUGUUUCGCAUCAACUGAGACCUGCACAUUGAAUUGCAGCCUUUUUUUCUAUUUAAAAGUUGGACGAUUGGAUUGAAAGCAUAAACUUGAUGGCGAGCUGACGGAGAUUAAUGGUGCACCGGUAGAUGGAUGCACUGAGUGCAGGCAGUACUGUUUCCUCUAACAAGAGGUGAAAUUCAAAGUGCCAAUUCUGAAAGUUUUUAGAGUACCAAAUGUCUGACUUACAAAAUAUGAGAACUAAGAUAGAAUUUGAAUAGAAGCUUGGGGAUUACCAGUGCAGUUUCUUUCUUUUUUCUUAGAAUCUUCAUAUAAUAAGUGCUCUACUGCAGGAAGAUGUGUAGCUCUUCAAAGAGGUUUUCAUUAGAAUUUCUCUGCUGCAAACUAUUCUUAUAUUUUGAAGGUGAAAAAGCUGAAGUAUCUACUACAGUGGCUUGUUGGUGAAGUCAGAAGCUCUAACUUUGCAAUGUACAGACAUAUGAUUUGCUGAGCUUUCUGGCAUCUGCUGCUAAAAGCUGAGUCAAAUCUGUACUUUUGUAUCAGUCAAUAACAGGGUGGAAAGGAGAUGAGCUGCAUCCUGCUUUACUUCUCUUUUCUUUUCCUUUUUUUUUUUUUAAUAA
Molecule: messenger RNA, 2298 nt
Organism: Ananas comosus (pineapple)
Lineage: Eukaryota; Viridiplantae; Streptophyta; Magnoliopsida; Poales; Bromeliaceae
Product: pentatricopeptide repeat-containing protein At2g30100, chloroplastic-like
Exons: 3
Coding region: 215-1672 (485 amino acids)
Molecular function (GO): protein binding
Source: RefSeq, a predicted model, not a curated record